AUCUAAAAAUAAACUCAGAAUUGUUGACAUACGACUGAAUUCUUUUUGAAUUCUCUGUGCUAUCUGGGUAAUUUGUUUAUAUUUAGAAUAAUGAUAAAUAACAUCGUCGAAACCCUAUCGAUAUCUUUAUUCGUUACUUUGAAAAAAAAUUCAUAAAAAUCUAUUGUUUGGCUAAAUUUAGACCAAACUUUUCCAGAUAAACAAAGAUACUGAACAUAGUAUGCAAAUAUUUAUUAUUAUACUUCGUAAUGAUAUUGUAAACAGCAACAAUUUGUUUAAAAUGUAUCGCUUUAAGAAAUACCAUUUAUGGAAGAAAUAUGGAAUAUUAUGGAAUAUUAUGGAAGAAAUACCACAUAUUUUGAGUCAAAAGACUUCUAGUCAUUAUAAUAAUUUCAGAUUAAUUGCAUUCUUUUACCGGCAGAUAAAUAACAAUUUUCAUGACAGCAAAAUAUUGCCACAAUAUUGGCACAAUUUUCAUGACAUUAGAUGCCUUCUCUUAUAUAUUAACAAAAUUAUUGUUGUAUGAAGAUACAUCUUUACGUACUUGUGUUACAAUUUUCAAUUCUCAAUUCCGUCAUUGGUUGCGUUCAGCAAAAAAAAUAGCUUAAACUUUCUGUUACUCACACGUGCUCAAUACAAGCCGGUACAUUCUUUCUUAGGCAAAAUGAAAUUUAGGGAAAUAUUCAAGCAGUGCUGUAAAUUACGGCAUUCUUGGUUGCACACAUUGCCCGCAGAAGCGAUAGGAAAACAUGUUGCCAGCACGAAGCUGCAUAUACCCGAGCCUGAAUAUAACACAGAAUUCUUGUGCGAUCCUGCGAAUCGCAAUAUUAUUCUGAAUAAUAUAAAAAAAAGAAAGAGUAUCGGAGAUAUCGACAAGGUUCUCGAAUUGUCGGGCAAACCUGAAAAGAUAAAGUUACUCUCGGAAGAAUUGAGCAGAAUACCAAAUUGCACGCAUUCCGCGAUACUUGAGUACGGCGACAGGCCAGAACUUCUGAAGGAAUGCGGCAAGAAGCCAGAAUUUGACUUCGAACCUCAAGAAUUCUCGCAACUUGUCAAUAAUUUGAAACUACUAAGAACAGGAUUGGGACCUAUCGCCGGACAAAAAGCAUACAUGCUUUUGGGAGAUCUGGCGCAACUUGAAGAGGCGUUAGUCCAUUACACAGUAAGAAAAUUACUGCGGAAUGGAUUCGAACUACUGUCAGUUCCAGACAUCAUUCCUACUGAACUGAUCAAGAGAUGCGGCUUUAUAACGGAAGGCACUCGCACUCUUGUGUAUAAUAUGGAUCCUUAUUAUGGAGACAACUAUAGUCUGUCUGGAACCGCAGAAAUGGCGUUAGCCGGUAGAAUGAUGAACACUAUGCUCUCCUACGACGAAUUACCGGUGAAACUGGCUGCUGUUAGCCGAUGUUACCGCGCAGAGACCUCGACUAGCUUGGAUCAAAGAGGAAUUUAUAGGGUCCAUCAGUUCACUAAGGUGGAGAUGUUUGUUUGCUGUGAACCGCGUCAAUCUGAGGAAGUGUUCCAUGAUCUUCAGAAUAUGCAGGAAGAGCUGUUCUCGUCGUUGGGACUGCAUUUCCGAAUAAUGGACAUGCCUCCGACUGAUUUGGGUGCACCUGCUUAUAGGAAGUCAGAUAUGGAGGCCUGGAUGCCUGGAAGAAAGAUGUACGGCGAAUUGUCCAGUUGCAGUAAUUGCACGGACUAUCAGUCAAGACGACUCAACAUCAAGUUUAAGACCAAAGACGGCGACACGGCUCAUGUUCACACGCUGAACGGGACCGCUUGCGCGAUACCUCGCAUGUUGAUCGCAUUAUGCGAGUAUUAUCAGACGAGGCACGCGCGUAUCAUCGUGCCGAAGAGCCUGGUGCCUCUGAUGAAUGGUAAAACGCUCAUCAAGAAGCAACCGAUCGCGACUAUGAGAACUUUCAAGUAUAAACAAGAUUUAAGUGAGAAUGAUAUAUAAGUGCAAUAAUAAUAAAAUGUAAUUACGAUGAUCGUAUUAUUGUCGUUGCGUUACUUAAAAGAAAUAUUCUUAUCAUAGAUUGAACAAAUUUUCUCAGUCACAGCAAGUCUUGUGUGAGUUGACUUGGUCUCUUGAUAAAUGAUUAAAGUUAGUAUUUUGCAGUUA
This is a messenger RNA of Odontomachus brunneus, 2125 nucleotides long. RefSeq names its product serine--tRNA ligase, mitochondrial (gene SerRS-m). The coding region runs from base 665 to 1960 and encodes 431 amino acids. Lineage: Eukaryota; Metazoa; Arthropoda; Insecta; Hymenoptera; Formicidae. The record is from RefSeq and is a predicted model, not a curated record. The transcript is spliced from 5 exons. Gene Ontology annotation, biological process: mitochondrial seryl-tRNA aminoacylation. Gene Ontology annotation, cellular component: mitochondrion. Gene Ontology annotation, molecular function: serine-tRNA ligase activity; ATP binding; tRNA binding.